CCAUUUUGCAAAACGCGAGAUAGGUUCUGGCCCAGUGAUCACUGCCUGUUACCUAGUUUGUUAUGCGAAGUAAUAUGUACUGAACAUAUUGGAUUUAAAAUUUAUAAUUAAAGCAAGGAUAUACCUCACUUGCGAUAUAUUUCAAGCAAAGGGAUUUACUUAUCAAGCCGACAUCGAGUCGAAAAUAUGGACACGACUCGAAUUUUGGCGACAUUGGCGACAGCGAUGUGUUUUCUCCAGGUUUGCGUCGCCACGGGAUACUUUGAGCUCCAAAUACUCAAGGUUAAGAAUUUAGCUGGAGAAUUAGAAGAUGGAGAAUGCUGUGACGGAGAGAGGGGACUAUACGGAGUAUGCAAUCAAGACGAGUGUGAUACCUACUUCAAACUGUGCUUAAAAGAAUACCAGUCCAUUCCAAAACGAGUCGAUUCAACUUCAUGCACAUUCGGGUCCAGGAUCGGACCUCAACUUGGCGGGAACUCUUUCCAAUUGAAUAAAAUUAAUUCAGCAAGUCCGGGAAGAAUUGUGAUCGGAUUCCAGUUUGCGUGGAUGCGGACGUACACAAUGAUCUUGGAAGCUUUGGAUAAUGACAAUCGAACAGCCUACGACCGAGAUCCGAAAAGUCAACUUAUUGAAAGAGUCGUCCACUCAGGAAUGCUGAAUCCGGGGGACCAGUGGCACACUAAACAGCACAACGGACCUAUAGCCCAUAUUGAAUAUAAAAUACGCGUCCGGUGUGAGGAGCAUUACUAUGGAUUUAAUUGCACCAAAUUCUGUCGGCCCAGGAACGGAUUUUUCGGUCAUUUUACUUGCGAUCACGCGGGAAAUAAAAAAUGUUUAGAUGGUUGGAUGGGAAAAGAAUGCAAUAUCGCGGAGUGCAAGACGGGAUGCAGUGCUGAACACGGGAAAUGCUCUUCUCCUAAUGAAUGCAAAUGUGACUACGGAUGGCAGGGCGAACUAUGCGACAAGUGCGUCCCAUACCCUGGAUGCGAACAUGGAACAUGCACCAAACCAUGGCAAUGCCAAUGCGAUACAAACUGGGGAGGACUGUUGUGUGAUAAAAAUUUGAACUAUUGUGGAACCUUUCAACCAUGUUUGAACGGUGGUACCUGCACAAACCCCGAACCAGAUCAUUUCGAGUGUAAAUGUACUGAAGGAUACAAAGGAAAAAACUGUGAAAUAGCGGAAUAUGCGUGUGUCUCUAAUCCUUGUGCCAAUGGAGGUGUUUGUGAAGAGGAACCCGGCGGAUUUCGUUGUGAUUGUCCUGCCGGAUGGACGGGACAUACUUGUAGAAUAAACAUCGACGAUUGUGAAUUCUCGCCUUGUGCUCACGGAGGAGUUUGUCAUGAUCUGGUGAACGGUUUUCAUUGUGAAUGUCCUCCGCAUUGGGAAGGUUCGACUUGCCAACUCGAUGCGGAUGAAUGCAAGGACAGCCCGUGUGUACAUGCAGUAUCUUGCCAUAAUUUACCAGGACAUUAUCAUUGUGUGUGUGAGGCAGGAUGGGAGGGAACCAACUGCGAUACAAAUACAAACGAUUGUCAUGGUCAAUGCAGGAAUGGAGCAACUUGCAUGGAUCUUGUGAACGGUUUCCAAUGUGAUUGCGCUUCCGGGUUCAAAGGUGAAAAAUGUGAGAUCAACAUCAACGAUUGUGCAGGUGAUCCGUGUUUACAUGGCGGCCAAUGCAUUGACCAGAUUAACGGAUACCACUGCAUAUGCCCAGCUGGAUACUCUGGAAGACGAUGCGAGCUUGAAGAAGGAUACUGUGAACCUAACCCAUGUUCCAAUGGUGCUCAAUGCUUCAACUUGAACAACGAUUAUUACUGUAACUGCAGCGAUAAAUACAUCGGAAAAAAUUGCUCUCAACUCAGAGAUCAUUGUGAAACUGGGAUUUGUGAAGUAAUUGACAGCUGUCGAAUCCGCGUUACCAGUAACAACAGUGAUGACGUCAAAAUAUUAGAAUCAGGAAUAUGCGGUUCACAUGGCAACUGCGUGAGUCUCCAUGGCAACAAGUACAAAUGCGACUGUGAUCGUGGUUUUGAUGGACAAUACUGCCAGAGAAAUAUCGACGAUUGUACUCAUAAUUCUUGUCAAAAUGGCGGCACUUGUGUCGAUGACGUCAACGGCUUCUUCUGUAUGUGCAGAGAUGGAUGGGAGGGCGAUAACUGUGAAAUAAAUGUGGAUGAUUGUUCACCAGAUCCAUGUCAUGGUAGAGGAAGAUGCAUCGACUUAGACGACGAUUUUAUUUGUCAAUGUGAGAGAAAAUGGAAGGGAAAGACGUGCAACUCUCGUGCCAUGCAGUGUGAUGAAGAAACUUGCGCAAAUGGCGGGAAAUGUGUUACAAGAGAUUCAUCGUUCGUUUGCCACUGCCCAGAAGGAUGGACAGGCCAAUCAUGCCAUUUACGAACAACGAGUGUUUGUGCCGAUUCUCCUUGUCAAAAUGGCGGUACUUGUGUAGGAGACGGGAAUGAAAUUUCUUGCUUCUGUAGAGAAGGCUUCACUGGACUUCGCUGUGAAGAAGACGUGAACGACUGCAACCCUUAUCCAUGCUACAAUGGUGGAAAAUGCAUUGACGGAGAAAACCAUUACAAAUGUGAAUGCCCGACUGGAUUUGCUGGUCCGGAGUGCAGAAUAAACAUAAACGAUUGUGCGUCCUCACCCUGCGCGUAUGGAAGCACAUGCAUCGACGGAAUCAACGAAUACACAUGUGUUUGCCCACCUGGAAGAUUCGGAAAACGAUGUCAAACAGUCGAUGGACCAGCUGAAGCAUGUUUACGACAUGGAACUUUGUAUCCUCAUGGAGAGAGCUGGAACGAAGCCUGCAAUAAAUGUAAAUGUAAUAAAGGAGUCACCAAUUGUACAAAGAUCUGGUGUGGACCCCCUGUAUGCUUCACAAGUACCAUGUCACAGAACCCCUCAUGCCCACAAGGACGGAUAUGCGAAAUACUUCCGCAAACGGAUUGCUUUACCCCAGAAUGCAAAGCCCGGGGAGUGUGUCGUAGUGUGUCUGAAAUUUCUGAACCCCCAUCUCGAGGAUGGCCACCACUUGAUGUCGCUCCCAAGUGUUUUCCAAACAAAGAGAAAUUCCCUCCCACAAAUUGUGCUCGUAUCACUCUGGUUUUCGACAGAGAUGAAAUGCCCCAGGGUAUCUACGUCCAAGACAUUUGCACAGCAAUUCGAUUGGUCCCGGCUUUGAUUCAAUAUGCGUCGUCACAUCUACUUGUUAUAAGAUGCGCAAUACAGAAAACGAAUCCGGACGGAGUGCAGAUUACUAUUUCAAUGAAUUCGACGAAAGAUGGCGAUUUGGCUUCUCACGCAGCAGACUCGCUUUCAAACGCCUUGACGAAUGGAGCAUCCAGUUUUCCUCUUCUAGACGCGAUCAAAGAAGUCAAACUAGAGACGACGAUUGUUGUCACAGACGCUCCUAAAGCUGCUCAGUCGCAGUUCAUGAUGCCUUUACUGAUAUCUUUGAUCGGGGCGGUCGUUCUCUUGUGUUCUCUGGGUAUAUUGUGUCUGUGUUUCGCUCGUCGAAGAAGAAGAAGGCGAAGACGUCAUAAUGAUGACGUCAUGUCAUCACGUCACGAUUUACCAAUGGAACGUGACAAUAGUUCAAGAACUCUGCUAUCGCCGAAACAAAACAACCUCGCCGAAAUUUCAGCAAAACUGACGAAAUCGAAUCGAACCGAGGAAAAGAAUUUAUACAGAAGAGAAGUUCUACAAGUCCGGGUUCGAACCGAAUCCGAAUCUGAUAUCGAAUCUAUUGACGUGUCAAAGCAAAAUCUUAGCGUCUCACCCCCGUCCACAAAAGUUAUUCAAUCUAGCGGGCGUUCAUCUUCGAGAGGUAUUCCCCUUUCUGCGGGUCACAGUUCCAAUGACAACCGUCGAUAUGCAUCACCACCUACUACGUCAACACAGCUCGAUGACGUCAGCGAUGACGACACAGUUCAAGAAGAAGAUAGCGUGUUUCUAUCACCGUCAUCUCGUCAUGAUGACUUCACAGCGUCCUAUUCAUCAGACUCUGAAGUUGCGACGCUAUUGUACCGCCCACAUCAGCAACAACCACACUCAUCGGGCGUUACCCCCACCCCCUCCCGAGCGGAGACCGCACAAUUCACUCGACUGCCACCUUACGAUAGCAUUGUAAACAGCCGACACUCUUCAGCGUCCGGGGUGGCGGGGAGAUCCACUUCGCCCCCUCCUUCUUAUACGAGGCAUUAUAAGCCCUAUUCGUCACGAACACAGCAAAGGAGCUGCGCAUGCUCCCCUUCAAACACUAGUGACGUCACGACAACGUCACAACAUGCUAGACAAUUACCUAUGACGUCAUCACACCAAAGAUUGGCGUCAUCGUCUUCAAACUAUUUACCAGAAGGCAAUAAUUCUAAUAAUAACAGUAACCGAUAUUCUAUAUCCGCGUCCAAUAGAAGUAUACAUCGUAAUAACUCUGAAAACCGGACGCGGACGCCGGAUAUCCGACCGGAUAACCGAAGAUCUCCGGCACCGGAUAACCGGAGAAAUUCGUCCGUUUUAUCGGUCAACUUGCGACACACGCAUGAAGUCACUGUUUGAAAGUUGAUUUAAACUCUGCAGAAUUUUUUAUUUUUCAAUUUUUUACGAAAAAAUUCAUUGACCCAUGAAACUUAGCCAGCCAUAACGGUCAUGCAUGAGCGGGCAUUUUUGCACAAUUGAAGCUGCAACGUUUUUCAAUGUCUUGUCGCAUUUUCACAUGUCAUAUAUACGACGAAAAAUUGAAAUAACCUGACCGGAUUUCGAACCCCUGUUAUUAAUGUUUUCCAUUAUUGAAAAAAUUCAACUGUGCCUGGAUACAUCUGAAUUAUAAUGGAAUGUAACAAAGUUUUCUUUUUAUAUUUCAAACCCCCUACUCCCAUCCAAACAAAACAAAAAAAUACUGAGCAGAAUUUAGUUGUUUAACAGUGGUUCUCAAACUUUUUUUGGUUUCGGCCCAUCUGGAGAUGUUACGGGGCCCAGAAGUAGGCCAUGGCCGACUGGUUGAAAACCGGUGGUUUAAUCAAAUAAUUCGAUUUUUAAUUUCAGUGGAAGCUUGUAGCUCAAAGUUCUAUUUUAAUCCACCAAUGAGGUUUAAUUGUAAACGUCCACUGACAAAUUAUUAGUUUUGACAAUUUAAUAUUAAUCGUAAUUUCGUUGCACAGUCGAUCUAAUCAAUUCAAAGUUUUGAAUUUUAUUAUUUUAUCCCCUUUCUUCUACUUCCCAAUGAAAAAAAAUUCCUAAAAUACUUUGUGUGCGUUCAAAAGUUAUCUCGGCCUUUUACCUUUUAGAGAGAAAAUCGUAGAAGUUUUUUGUUCUCAUUUCAAUUACUUAUUUACAGAAAUUUUAAACAGUUUGAUAAUCGUGGAAAAUUCAAGUUCAAAUGAGUUUUUUUACUCCCACUCGCCCCAAAAAAAUUUAUUUUUCAAAUUUAUGUGAUCAUGUGACUUUUUAAAUCCCAGUAACCACAGCAAAGAAAAAAGUCAAACAGCCUUUAUUUAUUUUUUUAGUUUGAUUUUAUUUUUUUUAUGUUUUUAUCGAUCAUGAAUAAGUAAAAUUACUUUUUUUGCCCCAAAAAUCUCCCGGAAUUAUGUUUUUCAACGUUUUAUUUCAAAGAGCAACUUUUCGGUGAAAAAUUUAUUUUAUAGAAAAAUUCACUCACAAUGGAAAAUAGGUCAAAAACUAGGAUGAAGUGACGUCACCGUGACUGAAUGACGUCACAAAGCGUGACGAAACUUCAGACUCUAGCAGAUACGAUAAACUUAUCAUCUUUCAACUUUGUGGAUUUUUCCAAAAAUAAAUUUUUCAUCGAUUUUUAAAUUUGGAAGCUUUUUUUAUUUAAAAUGCACUUCGCUUUUAUGUUAUGUUAUUUUUUAUUGCUUAUUUUGUAUUUGUGUCUUAGUUUUUAUUUUUUUGUGAUCAAAGCUCUAUAGAUCAUAAUUGUAACUCAAAAACUGGCUCAUAAUAUCAAAAAAAUGUCGAUAAUUUUAUCGUCAUUUUGAUGUAAAAUGAUUUUUUUGACAAUUUUUUGGAAGAAAUUUUUCUUCAAUUUCAUUCAAAUCAAUCAUUUCCGGUGAAAUUAAAGUUUCAUUUCACAAAAUAACACUGCAAAAACAGCACAAAUUUCAUUAAAUUUCGUUUGUAUACAAUUUUAUUGUGCUUCAUUUUUUGUAAUCAUUGUAUUUCUUAUAUUGUUUAACUUAUUAUUUUCAGAGAAUUCAAUCACAAAUUAAAAAAAAAUUGGCCCAAAAUUUAGAAUUUUCAUUGCAAGAAAAAUUUGUAAAAAAUAUUUGUCAAAAUGAAAACUUGAACUUCAAUUCACUUAAAAAGUCAUUACCGGGUUUGUGAACUUUCCACUUUGAACUCUAGAAUGAUCUUUUCGAACUAAAGUAAUUGAACUUUGAAGGACAGCUAUUUUAUAUGGGCCAAACUUCAUCAUGUUGUAUUUGAGCCACUGUUCUAGUGAAAUUAUUGCUCACAAAUUUCAUCAAUUCAUAGAUUUUAAAUUCACAAUUUCGUGAGACAUUGUUUCGGUACAAUUUGUUUUUCUCUUUUGUGCAUUUCUGCAAGAUAAACGUCAGAGCAGUCCCAGUACAAUUCUUGCCCACGAUUCACUUAUUCGUGAGACAUUUUCACUUAUUCGUGAAACAAAUUCACUUAUUCGUGAAACAAAUUCACUUAUUCGUGAAAUUUAUUUUUUCAAAAUUUGCUUUCUGACUACUAGAUUCUCUGCAAAAUUAUUGUACUCACGAAACGGGCUUGGCUUUGUGUAUUUCAACGAGAUUUUGAUUUGACCAGCUCCAAGUUCCCCCCCAAUGCAAAUUUAUGUUUUGUGUCUAUUCUAUAACGUCACCAUGAACAUUGUAGCUAAAGUUUUUCAGAUAAUUCAGUUAUUCAUUCAGUUCAUUGUUUCUUUCUGCUAUUAGUAAUCAUUUCAUGCGGAACUUUCUGGCGGGAAUAUAAAAAAUCGCUGAAUUUAAGCGAAUUUUAUAUAACGGGCUCACUUUCUAUUUAAAAUAUAACUUUUUACUUUCGUGUUCCUUUUUUUAAUUUAAUUUUUCCGCGUGUAAAUAAAUUUUGUCGAUAGUGAUAUUGUGAUAUGUAAAUAAAAAGCAACAACAAAGUUUCUUACACAC
This is a messenger RNA of Styela clava, 7136 nucleotides long. RefSeq names its product protein jagged-1b-like. Gene Ontology annotation, cellular component: plasma membrane; cell surface; signaling receptor complex. NCBI's taxonomy places the organism in Eukaryota, Metazoa, Chordata, Ascidiacea, Stolidobranchia, Styelidae. Gene Ontology annotation, molecular function: Notch binding; calcium ion binding. The record is from RefSeq and is a predicted model, not a curated record. Gene Ontology annotation, biological process: multicellular organism development; Notch signaling pathway; axon guidance.